This is a messenger RNA of Punctularia strigosozonata HHB-11173 SS5, 1869 nucleotides long. RefSeq lists its product as uncharacterized. The transcript has 7 exons. Bases 1 to 1869 code for a protein of 622 amino acids. NCBI's taxonomy places the organism in Eukaryota, Fungi, Basidiomycota, Agaricomycetes, Corticiales, Punctulariaceae. Gene Ontology annotation, biological process: regulation of mRNA stability. The record is from RefSeq and is a predicted model, not a curated record. Gene Ontology annotation, cellular component: nucleus; cytoplasm. Gene Ontology annotation, molecular function: poly(A) binding.
AUGGCUUUUGGACUCACUAUCGGUACAGAGCGCGCAACCGCACUCCAGAAUUCCAUUCAAAAUGAGCUCCAAAAACGCGGGUUUAGCCCCGACGCCGACCCUGUUAUGGCGGAAUACAUUACCAUCAUGAUAAUCAACAACAAGACGGCGGCCCAAAUCACAUCGGAGCUGGAAGAUUUAAUUGGGCCCGAAUACGACGCCUCCUUCACCGACUGGUUGUUCGUCGAAGCCGCGAAAGGCUCGGAACCCGUUCCAGCUUUAGCUACACCCGCCGCUUCCACCAGCACCCCCGCCCCCGCCCCCGAACCGAUUCCCAUUCCCACCGCCGCGGAUACGCGCCCCGCCCCGCCCCGCGCUUAUCAGCAGGCUCUCGCGCAAGCACAGGGCGCCCCUGCACAGAAGCGCGCCGCCUCUGCGAGGUCGCCGUCCCCCUCUGGCGCCGGCCAUCCAUCGAAGGCGCGCCGUACGGACCUUCCUACCGGCCCACGGGCGAUGCAAGACCGCGAACGCGACGGCAGGUUUCACGGCCGCGAUCGAGAACAACAGCCUCGUAGCUUGCUCGAGCGUAUGGGCGGGCUGCACCGCCCUCAUAAUGGUCCCGGGCCAGGCCACCAACAGCCAUUCGACGUACCGCCCAACAUGCCCAACUUACCAGGCAUGCCUAACUUCGCAGCGAUGAACCCAGCGGAACAGGCGAUGAUGAUGCAGCAAAUGUCGGCCAUGGGUGGGAUGAUGCCGAAUGGGAUGGGCGGCGGCAUGCCUCCCGACAUGGGCGCGGCGGGGAUGGCGAACCCGAUGUUGAUGGAAAUGUUCGUGAACCAGAUGGCGCUUAUGGCGCAGAUGGCGACGAGUAUGGGAAUCAUCAACCCCAACGCGCCUUCUGGCGCCCAGUUCACGGGCUUUCCUGGGCAGCAAGGCCCAAUGGUGGAUGCGGGGAUGCAGGGGCAUACGGGAGGCAACAACAACCGAGGCCGAGGAGGGCAGAGAGGACGGGGAAGGGGACGGGGAGGUCAGAACAGCGCAGGUGGCCAGGGCCAUAUUGCACCCACCGACGCCGCACCCGCACCCGCACCCGCACCCGCACCUGCACCCGCACUUGUCGCGCCGCAACCGCAACCCGCGCCCCCGGCGGUCGACCCCACCGCGGCCUCUCGCCCAGGCUUCGUCGUACCGGAACGCCCGCAGUCGCCAACGCUGUGCAAGUACGGCCUUAAAUGCACGAACGCACUCUGCCGGUGGUCGCACCCGUCGCCCGUCGCGACACCCGAGAGUGGCGUCGUGCUGAGUAACGACCCGUGCGAGAAGGGCAAGGACUGCAAGGACCCUGACUGCGUCAACGCGCACGUCAGCCCCGCCGUGCUCAACCCCAAUGCCGAGUUCAAGCCCCAUCAUGCACAACCUCCUGCGCCCGCACCCGCCCCGCACCAAAACACUGCGCCGGUGCACAACCCCAUUCCCGUCCAAUGCCGUUACGGUGCCAACUGCACGCGCCAGAAGACUGGGUGCCCGUACACCCACCCUGCCCCCGUGCAUACGCCCUCCAAGACGGGGACACCCUGCCGCUUUGGCUCGGCAUGCACGCGCGCAACGUGCCCGUUCCAGCACCCGAAGGACCGUGUCCUGCCGACGACGUUCUUCCGCGGCGUCGGGACCGAUGCACCGCUCGUGAAGGUGAAGGCACCCGAGACAGGGAGCAUGGGCGCGCCGAGCCCACAUAAGAGCGUCGUGUUCAACGGCAAGGGGGCGACGAAGGAGGAGCUGGAGAAGCGGAUGAAGGAGCUGGAGGAACGGAAGCAGGCAGUGGCGAAGCAGGUUGCGGAGGCAGAGUUGAAGAAGGAGGAAGCGAAGCAGGUGGAAGUCUCCAGCUAG